This is a messenger RNA of Procambarus clarkii (red swamp crayfish), 3840 nucleotides long. Its product is annotated as protein wingless. Gene Ontology annotation, cellular component: extracellular region. Gene Ontology annotation, molecular function: frizzled binding; cytokine activity. The record is from RefSeq and is a predicted model, not a curated record. NCBI's taxonomy places the organism in Eukaryota, Metazoa, Arthropoda, Malacostraca, Decapoda, Cambaridae. Gene Ontology annotation, biological process: multicellular organism development; neuron differentiation; cell fate commitment.
UCCACAGCUUGUCGGGAGGUGGCGUUCCUGUAUGCCCUGACCUCAGCUGCGGUGACCCACACCGUGACCCGAGCCUGCACUGAGGGCACCAUUGAUUCCUGCAACUGUGAUUAUCGUGCCAAGGGACCGUCAGGACUCGACUGGGAGUGGGGCGGCUGCUCCGACAACAUCGACUUCGGGAACAAGUUCGCAAGACUCUUCGUCGACGCUGGCAUGAAGGGUAGGGACCCUCGCUUCCCCAUCGACCUACACAACAACGAAGUCGGUAGACUGCAUGUGAAAGACAACAUGAGAAAAGAAUGUAAAUGCCACGGUAUGUCUGGCUCCUGUACCGUCAAGACGUGUUGGUGGAGACUCCCCUACUUCAGAAGGGUGGGCGACGCCCUAAAGGACCGCUUCGACGGGGCCUCGCGGGUGCUGGUGAAGAACGUAGGCAACCCGCGCACGCCCAACGACCGACGGCCCAAUCGCAGACGUAAGAGCAAGCGACGGAAGAGGAAAUCUUACAGGCUUUUCAAGCCGUUUAAUCCAGAACACAAGCCUCCCUCCAAGAAAGAUCUUGUCUACCUGGAGGAGUCUCCGGACUUUUGUGUCAGGAACCGUCAACUGGGUAUCAUCGGCACUCGAGGCAGAGAGUGUAACAACACCAGCAUAGGUGUAGACGGCUGUGACCUCAUGUGUUGUGGCCGGGAGUACGAGACUCGAGUGCUCGAGGUGGAGGAAAGGUGCUCCUGCACCUUCCAGUGGUGUUGUGUGGUCAAGUGUAAGACGUGCAAGUAUAUGAAAACGGUCCAUACCUGCUCCUAGUGCCCCCCUGCACACACACACACACAUACACACCUGCUUCCCACACCUGUGUGAUUUUCCCACGGUGACAUGUGUGUGUGUCUCUCCCUCCUCAGUGACAUUGAAAGGAUGGCACAUAAACGCGUCUAAUAAGCCGGAAUCUUAGCUAUUAAGACGCUGUAAAUGUGACGUUCGCUACAAUAAUAACCCGAAAACCUUUGUAAAUAUGGAAGACAAUGCCCCCGCAGAGCAAAAUGAAUAGUGUAAAUAGGUAAUGACCAAUUUGUAAAUAUAGAAAACUCGCUCUAGUUCAGGUGUGUGUGUGUAAGUGUGUAAAUAUAUCAACACUUCAAGACACCUGAUAUCAACAAGUCAAAGAGAAAACGUCCGCUGAAGGAUAAAGAAAAUGCAUAGAUAAACUAAAUGCAAAUAAAUGCAGUUUUUGGAUACAUCAAGAAGAAAAUAUUAAGCUGUGAGCUCGUCUAAGGAGGUGUAGUUCGUGUUAAGCUCCUCACUAACGGUCGUUAGAGGUCGUUUAAGGAGACAGGUGAUCUGACGACGUCUUGAUGGGCUAAUUGACAAGUGUUUCUGUCACCUCCCACGCGGUGUCAAGACGGGCCACGUGUACCAAGAUAGACCACGUACAUCAAGAUAGACCACGUACAUCAAGAUAGACCACGUACAUCAAGAUAGAUAGACCACGUAUAUCAAGAUAGACCACGUACAUCAAGAUAGAUAGACCACGUAUAUCAAGAUAGACCACGUAUAUCAAGAUAGAUAGACCACGUACAUCAAGAUAGACCACGUACAUCAAGAUAGAUAGACCACGUAUAUCAAGAUAGACCACGUACAUCAAGAUAGAUAGACCACGUAUAUCAAGAUAGACCACGUAUAUCAAGAUAGACCACGUAUAUCAAGAUAGACCACGUACAUCAAGAUAGACCACGUACAUCAAGAUAGACCACGUACAUCAAGAUAGACCACGUAUAUCAAGAUAGACCACGUAUAUCAAGAUAGACCACGUAUAUCAAGAUAGACCACGUAUAUCAAGAUAGACCACGUAUAUCAAGAUAGACCACGUACAUCAAGAUAGACCACGUACGUCAAGAUAGACCACGUACAUCAAGAUAGACCACGUAUAUCAAGAUAGAUAGACCACGUAUAUCAAGAUAGACCACGUAUAUCAAGAUAGACCACGUAUAUCAAGAUAGACCACGUACAUCAAGAUAGACCACGUAUAUCAAGAUAGAUAGACCACGUACGUCAAGAUAGACCACGUACAUCAAGAUAGACCACGUACAUCAAGAUAGACCACGUAUAUCAAGAUAGAUAGACCACGUAUAUCAAGAUAGACCACGUAUAUCAAGAUAGACCACGUAUAUCAAGAUAGAUAGACCACGUAUAUCAAGAUAGACCACGUACAUCAAGAUAGACCACGUAUAUCAAGAUAGACCACGUAUAUCAAGAUAGACCACGUACAUCAAGAUAGACCACGUAUAUCAAGAUAGACCACGUAUAUCAAGAUAGAUAGACCACGUACAUCAAGAUAGACCACGUACAUCAAGAUAGACCACGUAUAUCAAGAUAGACCACGUACAUCAAGAUAGACCACGUACGUCAAGAUAGACCACGUACAUCAAGAUAGAUAGACCACGUACAUCAAGAUAGACCACGUACGUCAAGAUAGACCACGUACGUCAAGAUAGACCACGUAUAUCAAGAUAGACCACGUACAUCAAGAUAGACCACGUACAUCAAGAUAGACCACGUACAUCAAGAUAGACCACGUACGUCAAGAUAGACCACGUACAUCAAGAUAGAUAGACCACGUACAUCAAGAUAGACCACGUACGUCAAGAUAGACCACGUACAUCAAGAUAGAUAGACCACGUACAUCAAGAUAGACCACGUACAUCAAGAUAGACCACGUACGUCAAGAUAGACCACGUAUAUCAAGAUAGACCACGGGCGUCUCACUCCAAAUCCGGUUAAGCAAUAACUACCGAAAUACGGUUAAUAGAGUAGUUCAUUCAUGCCUACUUACAUGAAAAUACGUAAAUACGAAAACUAAUACGCCAAAAAUAUCCAAACUAGAUUCCACUCUAGAGAACUUUUGUAGCUUAUUAAAGGAAAAAUAUCUAUCUUUUGGUUUCUAAAGAUAACAUGUCUGGAUGCGAUAUCUAUGAGUGAGCAGGAGUGUGGUUGGAACGAUAGCCAACCAGUAUUGUGGCCGUGACCGUAGAAUCGCCAACUGUCAGCCAGUUAGCGAUAUCGCUCGCAAAUAUACAUUGCGGUAUACACAGCAAAAAUAUAUCGCGAAAUUACUGUUCAAUUCGCUGUAUAUAAAGCGAUCUAUGAUGUCAACAAAGGUCCCCAUAACACAGUGUUUACUCAAGCCGACAGACCUAUUGUGCUCUCAGACCCCCUUCAAGGUCUGCGGGUUCACCCUAUGCCCCUGUUACCUAGCAGUAAAAAAGGUACCUGGGUGUUAGUCAGCUGUCACGGGCUGCUUCCUGGGGGUGGAGGCCUGGUCGAGGACCGGGCCGCGGUGACUCUAAAGCCCUGAAAUCAUCAUCUCAUCUCAAGAAGAAGGUGAAGCUUGGACUUGGAAAGGUGACCCAAGAUCACAGAAUGCUCAAGGACUCGAGCAAGGACUCGAGCAGAGUCACCCACCAAACCACUCAUAAAAAAACUCACAAUGCAGUUCAUCUCACACAAUAAACUGUCAAAAAAAAAGAGCCACUAGCAUCACUGAUUAGAAUGUAUUCCUCGGUGUUCUGCUCGAGUGGUGAUAAGCCGUGUAUUGAUUAGCUUACCACCUGGACAUUGCUCGAAUGCCCGCGACCAAGUUCAAGAAAAAUGGUACAUGCCAUUUUUUUUUACCAGUGAGGGAAUUGAGUGUGGAGAUGGAGGCUGGAACUGCCCUAGAGGAGCUCUCAUACAGGCUCGCCCUCAUUAGGGUCUCAACAACCUAUAAUGAACAACCCAGCGGGUUUUCUUCCUAUUGGGGAGUGUUGAACAUGCUGGUAUGGGGCGGUGUGUCCACUCACAGGA